AUCUGUCUGGUUGAGAAUGCAUUUAAAACCGCAAAUCAACCAAGCAGCAUUAUAAAAUCAUGGAUCAGUCUUUGGACGUCGCGUUAAAAGUAGACCAAACAAAUGUGGAACGGGACAGUAAUGACAAUUUUCGAAAAUUGCUGUUCAGCGUGGACAUAAAAAUCGAAAAAGAGGCAGAAACAAAUGACGAAGAUUGGUGUGUAGAUAAUUUUGAAGCCGGCAAUCUUUUGGAGCCGCUGUAUUUUAAACAGGUGGUGGAGCCCCAGGGUGUACAAUGCCCGUUGUGCUAUAGAUACUUUUUAGACCGAUACGAUGUCUACAAACAUAAUCUGGCCCAUCUCCAAGUUGCUAUUACCAAUCCGGCAUAUUUCCGAUGUGAUAUCUGCAACUCUUGCUUCGACAACAUUAAGUCUAUUGAGCGUCAUAUGCCUAAACAUAACAAAAGUAUUACGAAUACGUUACCAUAUAAACCUAAAGCUUACAAUAAAGCAGAUUAUGAUUUUAAGCUCAUCAACUCCUACGAAAAACUAAAACCAUAUGAGUCAAAACAUAAUUUUUCAAAGACAAAUUAUGAAGACAAUGAAUCUAAAAAAAAAUUUAGAGAUGGUAUGACUGACUCCUCGAAUGAACCAAGAGUUUUACAAGUAACAAACAAAUUGCACCAAUGUAAUAUAUGCCAAAAGACAUACUCAUACAGCGCCUGGCAUGGACAUAUGCAUGAAGUACAUGGUAUGGGUAAAUACACAUGCGAAUUUUGUGACAUGGUCUUCAAGUGCAAGCGAUAUUUGAACAGGCACUUGCGGAAUAAACAUCUCGGGAAACGUCAGCGAAAAGGAUUACUGAAAAUGGACGUCAAAUGUGACCAAUGUGAUGCUGUUUUGCAGAAUUUAAGCGCUUUAACUACGCACCGGAGGAAUGUCCAUAGUGCUAGUAAACAUGUGUGUGAAAUUUGUAAGUCGACAUUGAAAUGCAAGUCAUAUUUGCUGGCGCAUAUGCGGAGAGUGCAUAGCGACGGGAAGCAGCAUGAAUGUGAAUGUGGGAAGAGUUUUAAAACUCAUAGGUAUUUAUUGGUGCACAAACGGAACGCACAUUCUAAUAAGAAAAAAGAUAAAGUAAAGUCAGAAGUAAAAACUGAAGGAUCGUGAAAAAUCACAAAAAAUUGUCAGUGACAGUUCCAAACGAGUAUUGUGACAACGCCAUCUACUGACAUUUAUUUAAAGUGUAUCGCAUAAACCAAAUGAGUACAAAUAGCACUUAGUACAUUUCAACCCCAAU
Messenger RNA from Cydia amplana, 1275 nucleotides. RefSeq names its product zinc finger protein 525-like. The coding region runs from base 60 to 1145 and encodes 361 amino acids. Gene Ontology annotation, biological process: regulation of transcription by RNA polymerase II. NCBI's taxonomy places the organism in Eukaryota, Metazoa, Arthropoda, Insecta, Lepidoptera, Tortricidae. The record is from RefSeq and is a predicted model, not a curated record. The transcript has 3 exons. Gene Ontology annotation, cellular component: nucleus. Gene Ontology annotation, molecular function: DNA-binding transcription factor activity, RNA polymerase II-specific.